Messenger RNA from Cynoglossus semilaevis (tongue sole), 11400 nucleotides. Its product is annotated as triple functional domain protein-like. Gene Ontology annotation, biological process: protein phosphorylation; axon guidance. Gene Ontology annotation, cellular component: extrinsic component of membrane; cytoplasm. The record is from RefSeq and is a predicted model, not a curated record. Gene Ontology annotation, molecular function: protein kinase activity; guanyl-nucleotide exchange factor activity; ATP binding. NCBI's taxonomy places the organism in Eukaryota, Metazoa, Chordata, Actinopteri, Pleuronectiformes, Cynoglossidae.
UCCUGUUAAGGACUGAGGAAUUCUAGCCUCCACAUUUCUAUGCCUCGUUUAUGAACGUUUAGGAUUUUCCACACACAAAUAAUGCAAACCAACGUGCACGGAUAGGCGCGCGUGCACACGCACGCCCUCGUUCCUUGAUGACCCAACGUCUGCUCAUUUCCGAAAGCUGACGGAGAUUCACCGAGCAGCGACCCCUCCGCCCCUCCUCCCUCCAGAGAGGCUCUCUCCUCCGCUCCACUCCGAGGAGGAACCCGGUGCCCCCUGGCUGAUCGUUUCCAGACACGUUACCCCUAAAAUGGAGGUCUGCAGAUGGCACCUCUACCAUUCUCCAGUUCCCGUACACGUCCGUGUGCUUCUAACGACGCUUUUGCCAGGACAAAAGUAACCGGUGCCAUCUUUUUGUUGUUUAUUUUCUGAGGAUUUACUCGUGAUACUGAGCUCCGGGUUCGGUUUAAAGCAGCCAUGAGCUCCGUAGAAGGAGCCGAGGAGACGACUAAGGACCCCAGCGACUUGUCGUCGUUUUCGAGGACCGAUGUAUCCCUUUCUAAGGAGCCGAAAGGAGACGUAUCGAGUCAGAUAGCAGUUUUCAAGAGAAAUGAGGAGAUGAGAGCAAUGGAAGUGCUCCCCAUCCUCAAGGAAAAAGUAGCCUUUUUAUCAGGUGGCAGAGACAGACGAGGUGGUCCGGUAUUAACAUUUCCAUCACGCAGCAACCACGACAGAAUACGAACAGACGACCUGAGGAGACUGAUUGCCUACCUCGCCGGCAUCCCCAGCGAGGAGGUGUGUAAACAUGGCUUCACGGUUAUCGUUGACAUGCGUGGCUCCAAGUGGGACAGCAUCAAACCGCUGUUGAAGAUCCUCCAGGAGUCCUUUCCGUCCUGCAUCCACGUCGCCCUCAUCAUCAAGCCAGACAACUUCUGGCAGAAGCAGAGGACCAACUUUGGCAGCUCCAAGUUUGAAUUUGAGACCACAAUGGUGUCAUUAGAGGGCCUGACAAAGGUUGUGGACCCCUCCCAGCUGACAGCAGACUUCGAUGGCAGUCUGGACUACAACCACGAGGAGUGGAUAGAAGUGCGCGUGGCCUUCGAGGAGUUUUCCGGUCACGCCACCCAGAUGCUGGCAAGGCUGGAGGAGAUGCAGGAGACGGUGUCGAGGAAGGACUUCCCCCAAGACCUGGAGGGAGCCAGAAGAAUGAUAGAAGAGCACGCCGCGCUGAAGAAGAAAGUCAUUAAAGCCCCUAUAGAGGAGCUGGACACCGAGGGACAGAGGUUAUUGCAGCAAAUCCAGAGCAGCGAGUCCUUCUCCAACCGUAACGGCAGCACGGGCGGCAGCGGCGGCAGCAGCAGCAGCAGCGGCAGCGGGAGCGGGGUGUGCAAUACCGACACCCAAGGUCUGGUGCCACGGAUCACCCAGCUGCUGGACAAGUUGCACUCCACGCGACAGCACCUCCACCAGGCCUGGCACAUACGCAAGCUCCAGCUGGAUCAGUGCUUCCAGCUCCGCCUUUUUGAACAGGACGCAGAGAAGAUGUUUGACUGGAUCACGCACAACAAGAGUUUGUUCCUGGCGGGCUACACCGAGAUUGGCAACAACCAUCCCCACGCCGUAGAGCUGCAAACCCAGCACAAUCACUUCGCCAUGAACUGCAUGAAUGUAUACGUGAAUAUUAACCGCAUCAUGUCGGUCGGCAACCGACUGCUGGAGUCCGGCCACUACGCCUCCCAGCAGAUCAAACAGAUCUCAGGUCAGCUGGAGCAGGAGUGGAAGGCGUUUGCCGCAGCGCUCGACGAGCGCAGCACGUUGCUGGAGAUGUCGGCGAGCUUUCACCAAAAAUGUGAUCAGUACAUGAGCAACGUGGACCCCUGGUGCAAAGCAUGCGGCGAGGUGGAUUUGCCCUCCGAGCUGCAAGACCUGGAAGACGCCAUACACCAUCACCAGGGCCUGUACGAACACAUCACGGCGGCGUACUCUGAGGUGAGCCAAGACGGAAAAGCUCUGUUGGACAAGCUGCAGCGACCCUUGACCCCAGGCGGCGCCGAUUCUUUGACGGCAUCGGCCAACUACUCGAAGGCGGUGCACCACGUCCUGGACAUCAUCCACGAGGUGCUGCACCACCAGAGACAGCUGGAAAACAUCUGGCAGCACCGCAAAGUCCGCCUGCACCAACGUCUGCAGCUCUGCGUCUUCCAGCAGGACGUGCAGCAGGUGCUGGACUGGAUAGAAAACCACGGCGAGGCCUUUCUCAGCAAACACACCGGUGUCGGAAAGUCCCUCCACCGAGCACGAGCGCUCCAGAAGAGACAUGAAGACUUUGAGGAAGUGGCGCAGAACACAUACACUAAUGCUGACAAGCUGCUUGAGGCAGCUGAGCAGCUGGCCCAGACAGGGGAGUGCGACCCAGAAGAGAUCUACCAGGCUGCCCACCAGCUCGAAGACAGAAUCCAGGAUUUUGUUCGCCGCGUGGAGCAGCGUAAAGUUUUGCUGGACAUGUCCGUUGCCUUCCACACGCACGUCAAAGAGCUAUGGACAUGGCUGGAGGAGCUGCAGAAGGAGUUGCUGGACGACGUUUACGCAGAGUCCGUGGAAGCGGUCCAAGACCUGAUCAAACGCUUCGGCCAGCAGCAGCAGACCACUCUGCAGGUCACCGUCAACGUCAUCAAAGAAGGAGAGGACCUCAUCCAGCAGCUCAGGGACUCGGCUAUCUCCAGCAAUAAGACGCCCCACAACAGCUCCAUCAACCACAUUGAGAGCGUCCUGCAGCAGCUGGACGAGGCCCAGGCCCAGAUGGAAGAACUCUUCCAGGAGAGGAAGAUCAAGCUGGAGCUCUUUUUGCAACUGCGCAUCUUCGAGAGGGACGCCAUCGAUAUCAUCUCAGACUUGGAGUCGUGGAACGAGGAGCUCACGGGUCAAAUGAACGACUUUGACACCGAGGACCUGACGCUGGCGGAGCAACGGCUGCAGCACCACGCCGACAAGGCGCUCACCAUGAACAACCUCACCUUCGACGUCAUCCACCAGGGACAGGAGCUGCUGCAGUACGUCAACGAAGUCCAGACCUCUGGCGUGGAGCUGCUGUGCGACCGUGACGUCGACAUGUCCACCAGAGUUCAGGACCUGCUGGAGUUCCUCCAUGAAAAACAGCAAGAGUUGGACUUGGCGGCUGAGCAGCACCGCAGGCACCUGGAGCAGUGUGUCCAGCUGAGACACCUGCAGGCUGAAGUUAAACAGGUUCUGGGAUGGAUCCGAAACGGCGAAUCGAUGCUGAACGCUGGUCUGAUAACAGCAAGCUCCCUGCAGGAAGCUGAGCAGCUACAGAGGGAACAUGAGCAGUUUCAACAUGCCAUCGAGAAAACCCACCAAAACGCGGCAGAAGCUCUGCUACAGGCCAACCAUUACGACAUGGACCUGAUCAGAGACUGCGCCGAGAGCGUGGCCUCUCACUGGCAGCAGCUGAUGCUCAAGAUGGAGGACAGACUCAAACUGGUCAACGCUUCCGUGGCCUUUUACAAGACAUCAGAGCAGGUCUGCAGUGUUUUAGAGAGCCUGGAGCAAGAGUAUAAGAGAGAGGAGGACUGGUGCGGAGGAGCCGACAAACUAGGCCCCAACUGUGAAACCGACCACGUCACCCCGAUGAUCAGUAAACACCUGGAGCAGAAAGAGGCUUUCCUCAAGGCCUGCACGCUGGCCAGAAGAAACGCAGAUGUCUUUCUCAAGUACAUGCACAGGAACAGCGUCAACAUGCCUGGCAUGCUGAGUCAUGUCAAAGCACCUGAGCAACAGGUUAAAAACAUUCUCAAUGAACUGCUGCAGAGAGAGAAUCGCGUUCUCCACUUCUGGACCAUGAGAAAACGACGGCUCGACCAGUGCCAGCAGUAUGUGGUGUUUGAGCGCAGCGCCAAACAGGCACUGGAGUGGAUUCACGACACGGGGGAGUUUUACCUGUCCACUCAUACAUCCACUGGCUCAAGUAUCCACCACACACAGGAACUUCUGAAGGAGCACGAAGACUUCCACAUCACAGCCAAGCAAACUAAGGAGCGCGUGAAGCUGCUGAUCCAGCUGGCCGACGGCUUCUGCGAAAAAGGUCACAGCCACUCUGCGGAGAUUAAAAAAUGGGUGACGGCCGUGGACAAGCGCUAUCGCGAUUUCUCCCUGCGCAUGGACAAGUACCGCUGCAGCCUGGAGAAGGCGCUGGGCAUCUCGUCGGAUUCGAACAAGGCGAACAAAGACCUUCAGCUGGACAUCAUCCCAGCCACAGCUCCGGGGUCGGAGGUUAAACUACGGGAUGCCGCCAACGAGUUAAACGAGGAGAAACGAAAGUCGGCCCGGAAGAAGGAGUUCAUUAUGGCCGAGCUAAUUCAGACGGAAAAGGCCUACGUACGAGAUCUUCGGGAGUGCAUGGACACUUACCUUUGGGAGAUGACGAGCGGAGUCGAGGAGAUUCCUCCUGGCAUCAUUAACAAGGAGCACAUCAUCUUCGGAAACAUGCAGGACCUCUUUGAAUUCCACCACAACAUUUUCCUCAAAGAGUUGGAGAAAUAUGAGCAGCUGCCAGAGGACGUCGGCCACUGCUUCGUCACAUGGGCCGACAAGUUCCAGAUGUACGUCAACUACUGCAAAAACAAACCCGACUCCACCCAGCUCAUCGUGGAGCACGCUGGAAAUUAUUUCGACGAAAUUCAGCAAAGGCACCGACUGGCCAACUCCAUCUCGUCUUACCUUAUCAAGCCUGUGCAGAGAAUCACCAAGUAUCAGCUGCUGCUGAAGGAGCUGCUGAAUUGCUGCGAGGAAGGUAAAGGCGAGAUCAAGGACGGCCUGGAGGUGAUGCUCAGCGUUCCGAAGAAGGCCAACGACGCCAUGCACCUCUCGAUGCUAGAAGGUUUCGAUGAAAACAUCGAGUCCCAGGGCGAGCUCAUUCUUCAGGAGUCCUUCCAGGUCUGGGAUCCAAAGACGCUUAUCCGCAAGGGCCGAGAGCGCCACCUCUUCCUCUUUGAGAUGUCACUUGUUUUCAGCAAAGAAGUCAAGGACUCGAAUGGCAGAAGCAAAUACAUCUAUAAGAGCAAACUCCUGACGUCUGAGUUGGGGGUGACAGAGCAUGUGGAAGGAGACCCCUGUAAAUUUGCCCUGUGGGUGGGUCGAACCCCAACGUCCGACAACAAGAUUGUGCUCAAGGCGUCCAGCAUCGAGAACAAGCAGGACUGGAUCAAGCACAUCAGGGAGGUGAUCCAGGAGCGGACCAUUCACCUGAGAGGAGCCCUCAAAGAGCCCAUUCAUAUUCCGAAGGCAACUACGGCCAAGCACCACAAGGGGCGAAGGGACGGAGAGGAUCUGGACAGUCGGGGCGAGGGCAGCAGCCAGCCAGACACCAUCUCUCUGGCAUCUCGCACCUCUCAGAACACACUGGACAGUGACAAGCUCUCCGGCGGCUGUGAGCUGACCGUGGUCAUACACGACUUCAUGGCCAGCAACAGCAACGAGCUGACUGUGCGGCGUGGUCAGACGGUGGAGGUGCUGGAGAGGUGUCACGACAAGCCCGACUGGUGCCUGGUCAGGACCACAGAUCGGUCUCCGGCCCUGGAGGGUCUGGUGCCCUGCUCCAUGCUCUGCAUCGCUCACUCCAGGUCUUCCAUGGAGAUGGAGGGCAUCUUCAACCACAAAGACACUCUGUCAGUCUGCAGCAACGACUCCAUCCUGCCAGGGUCGUCUGCCACACUUCUACCCGGGCAAGGGAUUGGCUCCCACAGCUCUCCGGGCCCAAAAAGACCAGGGAACACGCUGCGAAAAUGGCUGACCAGCCCGGUGCGUCGGCUGAGCAGCGGCAAGGCCGACGGCCACGUGAAGAAGCUCGCUCACAAGCACAAGAAGAGCCGUGAGAGAGUUCGAAACGAGGGUCUGUCCAGCGGCACCCUGUCCAAAUCUAGUUCUUCGGGCAUGCAGAGCUGCGGGGAGGAGGAGGGCGAGGAGGGCGCUGACUCGGUACCGCUACCGCCUCCGAUGGCCAUCCAACAGCACAGCCUGCUGCAGCCAGACUCACAGGACGACAAGACUUCCUCUCUUCUGUCGGUGCGUCUGUCCAGUUCGGAGACUCCCAGUGCUGCCGAGCUGGUCAGCGCAAUCGAGGAGCUGGUCAAAAGCAAAAUGGCGCUGGAGGACAGACCGAGCUCUCUGUCGGUGGAACAGGCCGACAGCAGUUCUCCCUCCUUUAACCCUUCGGACAACUCCCUCCUCUCGUCCUCCUCUCCCAUGGAAGAGCUGGAUGAGCAACGGACCAACAUCCUCAAGAAAAGACAUUAUGUUCUUCUGGAUUUGGUGCAAACAGAGAGAGAUUAUGUCCGAGACUUGAGCCUGGUAGUUGAGGGCUACAUGAGGCGAAUGAAGGAGGAGGUCGUUCCAGAUGACAUGAAAGGGAAAGAUAAAAUUGUGUUUGGCAACGUCCAUCAGAUCUACGACUGGCACAAAGAUUUUUUCCUUGGGGAGUUGGAGAAAUGUCUGGAGGAUCCUGACAGACUGGGGCCACUCUUCGUAAAACAGGAGCGAAGGCUUAACAUGUACGUGGUGUACUGUCAAAACAAGCCCAAAUCGGAGCACAUAGUCAUGGAGUACAUUGACAACUAUUUUCAGGAGCUGAAGCAGAGAUUAGGACACAGGCUGCAGAUCACCGAGCUGCUGAACAAACCGGUCAUGAGGAUCAUGAAGUACCAGCUGCUGCUCAAGGACUUCCUGAAACACUCGAAAAAGGCCGGACUGGAGCCCGUGGAUUUAGAGAAAGCGGUGGAAGUCAUGUGCAUCGUGCCAAAAAGGUGCAACGACAUGCUGAACGUCGGUCGCCUUCAGGGAUUCGAUGGAAAGAUCGUGGCUCAGGGCCGCCUCCUUCUGCAGGACACGUUCAUGGUGUCUGACCCAGAGGGGAGCCUGAUUGGUCGGUUAAAGGAGAGGAGGGUGUUCUUUUUCGAGCAGCUCAUCAUCUUCAGCGAGCCCGUUGACAAGAAGAAGGGAUUCCCUUUGCCAGGCUUCCUCUACAAAAACAGCAUCAAGGUGAGCUGUUUGGGUCUGGAGGAGAACGUGGAAAACGACCCGUGCAAGUUCACUGUCACUUCGCGGUUGACCAACGGCACGGUGGAGUCCUUCGUCCUUCACUCCACUCAUCCGGGAGUGUGUGAGGUCUGGACCCUUCGGAUCAGCCAAAUACUUGAAAGCCAACGCAACUUCCUCAAUGAGUAUCAGAGGAACCAUGUGGGGGCCACCAUUGGACCCCCGGGUGCAGGAAGCAGUGGGCCUUCCGAGACACCUGGAGUGGCAAGCUCCCAGAGUAGUUCCAUUUCCUCAGGACCACAGGGGGGUUCCCGACGGCCCUCCAGGAUUCCCCAGCCCUCCCGUUUGCCCCAACCCCUACGCCACCACCCUGGAGCCGACUUAGACGGCCCCAGCAAGAUGUCAGGUUCUUCCCCUCGUGCUGUCCCACCUUCCUCCCUCCCUCCAGGGGGCAGCCCACAGGGCAAACGCCCCAGCCAUAACUCAGAGGACCAACCACAGACCCCCGCUCCCGCCAACAGCGUAUACCCCAUUCUCCGUGCCACCGUCGGGCCCCUGCCCACGACACCUACGUCCAAGCCACGGCCUGGAGCUGUGACUCCCGUAGCCACCCCUCUGCCACCUGCUAACUUUAGCAAAGACGUGCUCCCACCUCCUCCUCCCAGCCCUGGUCACAAGUCCGGAUCAGGAUUCUGGAGCUCUAUGCCGGGUUCUCCCGCCAGCCGGCCUGGCUCGUUCACUUUCCCCGGAGAUGCGGCAGAGAGUCCGGGUCGCCAGAACUCGAACCAGAUCCAGACUGGCUCUGGAUCUGGGAGCCAAAGUCACAGGCACUCGACACACAGCAAGGACGCCGACCGCAUGAGUACGUGCUCCUCCGCCAGUGAGCAAUCCAUCCAGUCCACCCAGAGUAACGGGAGUGAAAGUAGCAGCAGCAGUAGCGUAUCCACCAUGUUGGUGACCCAGGACUACAUGGCUGUGAAGGAGGACGAGAUCAGUGUUAUUCAGGGCGAGGUGGUCCAGAUCUUGGCGAGCAACCAGCAAAACAUGUUCUUAGUGUUCAGAGCAGCGACCGAGCAGGGCCCCGCCGCCGAGGGCUGGAUCCCCGGAUUUGUACUGGGCCACACCUCAGCCAUGGUCCCCGAUUGUCCAGAGGGAUCGAACAAGAAGUCUUCGUCCUGGCACACAUCCCUGCGCAUCCGAAAAAAGUCUGAGAGGAAGGACAAGGAGGCAAAGAAGGACACCAAGCUCGAAAACGGUUACAGGAAGUCCAGAGACGGACUGGCCAACAAAGUCUCAGUAAAGCUUCUCAAUCCAAACUACAUCUACGAUGUUGCCCCGGAGUUUCUCGUACCUUUGAGCGAUGUAACGUGUGACACCGGAGAGAGCGCCGUCCUUAGGUGUAAGGUCUGCGGUCGACCCCGGGCUGCCGUUACGUGGAAAGGACCUGACCAGAGCAACCUCACCAACAAUGGACAUUACAGCAUGGCCUACAGUGACACCGGUGAAGCAACACUGCGGAUCAUCGGCGUAGCUGCCGACGACGACGGCGUCUACACUUGCGUCGCCACCAACGACCUGGGCAGUGUAACAUCCUCAGCCAGCCUCAGAGUGUUGGCUUUGUCCAGUGAUGGGAUCAGAGUGAGCUGGAAAGACAACUUUGAGUCUCACUACACCGAAGUGGUCGAACUGGGAAGGGGGCGCUUCUCUGUCGUCAAGCGUUGCGAUCACCGGGGAACUAAACGCACCGUCGCGGUCAAACAGGUGAACAAGAAGCUGAUGCGGAGAGACUGGGUGACUCAGGAACUGAAUCUGCUCCAGAGGCUGCAGCACCCCCACAUAGUCCGACUCAUAGACACGUACGAAACCUCGAGCAGCUACGUCCUGGUCCUGGAAAUGGCAGACCAAGGUCGGCUGCUGGACUACAUAGUGAGCUGGGGGAAUCUGACGGAGGAGAAAGUAGCCCGCUACCUACGUGAUGUUUUGGAAGCAUUGCAUUACCUUCACAACAGCAGGAUAGCACAUCUGGAUGUAAAACCCGAGAACCUACUCGUGGCCCACAGCUCCAGCGGCCAGCCAGUGGUCAAGCUCACGGACUUCGGCGACGCGGCUCAGCUAAACCGUGCCCCCCACCCCAUCCACCCUCUGUUGGGCAGUCCUGAGUUCGCCUCUCCAGAGCUGGUCCUCGGGGAGCCGGUGUCGCUGACCUCUGACCUGUGGAGCCUGGGCGUGGUGACGUACGUGCUACUGAGCGGAGCAUCUCCCUUCCUGGACGAGAGCGCCGAGGAGACCUGCCUGAACAUCUGCCGGCUGGACUUCAGCUUCCCCGGCGACUACUUCCACGGCGUCAGCCAGGCAGCCCGGGAUUUCAUCUGCCUCCUCCUGAGGACCGAGCCCGGCCGAAGGCCUCCCGCCGGACUGUGUCUGCAAGAGUCGUGGCUGCAGGCCGGUGUGAAUGACAGUCCGUCUCAGGCGGAGUGCUGUCUGGACACCUCUCGCCUCAUCACCUUCAUAGACAGAAGAAAACACCAGACGGACGCCCGGCCCAUCGGAGGAAUCAGGAGCUUCAUUCAAAGUCGUCUCCAAGCGCGAGUGUGAGACCUCGAACCAACCUGUUGUUCCCUCAGUCCUCGAAGACGACAGUCGCUCAAGGUGGAUGCAGAAUAAUCUGGGAUCAGGCAUCUGGAUUGCGUGGAUGUCAACGAAGGAGAAAUGUUCAAUACUGAUCUUGUCCUCUUUCACAGAGCGAUAGUUUUUUCCAAAGUCAAAGUUUAGUUUUUAAAUUACACGCAGACCCUGAGGUCUGACGCCGACCACAGUCCCACCAGAACAGACUCAGUCAUGGAUGCUUUUGUCUACUGCUGCUUGCUGAAUUCAACUCGAAGAUAGAUUUUGUAGUUAUGUACACUAUAAUAACGGAAAAGAAAAAAAAAGAUUUAUAAAGUAAUUUAUUUUGAAUUGUUUUGACAGCGCUGCACUGCUGCAGAGCUUUCAGCCGAAAGUGAAAACGGCUCUCCCCCGUCGCUCUUCUUCCUACUCGGACAUUUGGGACGCAGCCUGUUCUCUUUUUAAAAAAACAAAAACGAAAUAUGUACAGAAAGGGGAAAGUGCCGUCUACUUUUCCAAACAAAUCAAAAGAAUUGUAAAAAAAAAAAAAAAAUCUUUUCAUCCGUUGCUGUGCUAUUCUGGAUCCUUUAGACAGUGACGGGCUUUUUUGACUUUAGAGACAUUUUUAUGUGCGAGCGUACAAGAGUUUUUUAAUGGCUUCGCUUAUAUAAUGCACCUGAUCUAGGAACCUUACAACAACCACGCGGUGAGGAACGAAGCGGCCCCGUCCGACCCGACCGGGAAACUGCGCUGUUAGGUUUUCCUCGAACAAACUUGUGUUGCACAGGUAUAGGAUGUUUAAGCCUUACUUUGUAAAUAAAUGCCUGCCUUCUUAUCUCCUCGCGUCCGCAGCGCGAGACUGUCGUUGCCAAUCAGAUGGUAGUGAAUGUGCAGGCGAGGGGGAGAAGGGGGGGUAAAACAAACGACUGUAAAUGCACUCAUUGUAUUUUAUGUUUGAUUUUCAUGUGCAAUGUUGUGGCUUUAACAUUUUAUGCAAUUAUUUAUAAAGACAUCUGUCGUAUGUGUAAUAAAUCUAGAUGAUAGCAUGUACUUGGUACUGCAAGCACUGCUGGUAGUUUGUGUUUAUUCGACCUGAUCGUCACCACUUCCCGACCAGAUCAGGUCAGAGGUCACGCCUCACGAUCAUUACAGACCAAUCGAAAAUAAUGCCAGACUUUUUCUAGGAUCACACGGCACGAUUGUUUACGGCAGUUAGACGUUAGCCGCCCCUCAGUGAACGGUACGAAAGUAAAGACCAACACUCGUACCUCAGAGAUGGAGUGACAGCUCGGUGACGUUGCGACAUUGCGUCAGCUUAUUAACACUUGUUGCCAAAAACGUUUUUCCCGACAAAUUCCUUAAUGUCAAUUCCACCCAACUUGCUUCCAAUGAAAAGAAACAAAGCCUUGGUACGGCCUCCAGACUAUAAUUUAUUGCAGUGUGUGGCUGGGGAUGUUUAGAGGUCGAGUGGAUUCUGGGUGGAACAGAAGUCACAGUCCUCUGUUCCCUUUGUAUUUAUUUUAAAGGUGUGCACAGACAAUUCCAAACAGAAACUUGGACUGGAUACCUCAGUUUAAGUGUUUUUUUAUUUUCUUCUUUUUCUUCACCAGUUUUUUUUUUGUUUGUUUUUUGUCAUUUCAAAAAGUACAUAGUUUUUUUUUUUUUACCUUUGCAUGUAAAUUUUUUGUACAGAUCAUACAUGUUUUUGUGUAAUUACUCAUUUUGCCAUCAUUAAUUUUAAAAAAAAUUAAACAAUGAACAUGU